AUGAACCAUGAUUCAAAUUACAUUGAGAGCUUGGCAACCCAGCUGAACUUAGACACCCAAACAAUACAAAUUGCAUUAAAAAUUUCCAAAGAAUUCAACCAAAACAGCCAGAAAAUUGAGUUUUUCGACUCAUAUUUGUCAAGAGCUUCAAUCUUUUUAGCAAUGAGAAUUAACCCAGAAAAAAUCAAAGUUUCGUUAUAUAGGCUCGCAAAAGGAGUUGAUGAAACUGCUGAUUUUAUUGCAUUUUUAAAAGAUUUCUUAAAAUCAACGAACGCAGCUAAUGAUAUUCUUAUUGAAGUUGACAAAUUUUGGUUUUUUAAAAUUUUCUAUUAUUUUUAUAUAAAAUAAAUAAUAAUUUAUUUAUAAAACAAAUCAUCGAUACAAAUUUUCCUUCACAGCCAGCGUAUUCAGAAAAUUCCAAGAAAUUUGGGGACAGCUUGAACUUAAUGAGCAGCAAGGGCACUUCGGCGUCGUCGGAAUGAUAAAAGAAUUCGCUUGGAUGCUAGUUUCCUUAGGAAGACUCAUGCUUAUAACUAAUCCCUACGACAUUGUCGAGACUGCAUGCCUUAUGAUAGGUGUCCUUUAUUUCAUUUUGACAAACCUCCCAUCCACAGUCACAUAUGCAUGCCCAAACUCUUCUCUUAUUAACUAUCUUGCCUCUCUCUUAAGCGGAGACGAAGAACAAGGCACAGACUCCGCUUUGACUGUCUUAAAUUUAAUCCAAAACCUAAAAAAACAAGAAAUUCUCCGAGGAAAUGUCGAUGAGACUGAGAACUUAGAAGGCAUUUUUUCCGCUUGUCACCUUAAUCACAAUUUGCAAAAUUUAUCAAAAUUCUAUGAAAAUGAAAGCCGCUCCAGAAUAGACGAUCGAGAAUUCAUCCAAAAGCACAAAGCUAGCACCCCUGUAAAGCAGCUUCCUAAAAUCUUGAGGAAUAAAACCUUAAAUUACCAAACAGUUAACUCAAAAAGACUUAUAGCGUGGGAUAACGAUAAUGAAGAUAUUUCAUUAAAAAGCCAAUUAGAAAGCAUAAAAAGGCUGCCACCGAUGUCUCCGUUUCAGAUGGCGACUCCUAUGAGCAUGGCUAUGGAAAUGAGCAGCUGGCUCAGAGAUAUUACUAAAAAAGUCUCUGUUGAUAAUUUGCCGACUAAGCUUGCUGAAUAUUUAGCAAAUACGGAAAUUCAAAUUUCUCAAAAAGUCAAUGAGUAUAGGAAUAAAUUGGCACUUUUCUAUGACGAAACACAGAAUUGCCCUGAUAUUAGUAAAUUAUGGUGCUUUGUUUUAAUUUGCUGAGGAUUUUCACCUUUGAAAGCUCACCAGUGCUGGUGGGGAGUUACUUAGGUUACCUCAGAUUUGAAUUGCUUCAGGGCUCUGCUCGAUAAGGACCUGGAGUCUAGGACGUAAACCCGAUUUCAUGCUGAGCAACUGCUGUCUUCAGGGUCUUUAAUUCAAGUAGGGAUCGUACCUAAUUUCAGGACAGCGCCGACUGUGCUAUUUAAAACUCCAUGUCACGAGGAAAAAUCCCAUUUCCGAGGUAUCAUACCCUGCAGCACAAGAAAAGCUUCUGCCCAAAUAAAUUAAGGGAUGCCGUGCCUAUUUUCUCGACUUGGUUCGUCCUCCUAGACAUUGCCUGCAGGUGUUGAGGAAAUUGCGUCAAGAGGUCGUUUGUCUCCUCCAUAUUAAUUUAUAUGCCCUGAUAUUAUAAUGGAGUAUAUGUCUUCUUCAAAACCCAAUCAAAAGGUAGAAAUCACGAUAAGCUUAUAUUUGAAGUCCAUUGAUGGAAUGCUAACAAAUGAAGAAAAACGGCUGACUUCAAGAAACUUUGGGGUUUUACUCAACAAUGACUCUUUCCACCAAACCGCUUUGGCUUGCAGCAUUAUUUCAGUGAUUUUUUUGCAUUCGCUUACCCAUAUAACUUUCCCCCAAGUUUUAAGCUUCUGUCAAAUCGCUGGAUUUGAGUUUUGGAAGCUCAUCAAUAGCUUCGCACAAUUUGACGUAAAAUUCCCAAUUCCUCUGAAAAGGCAUUUCAAAGAAAUUGAGGUCAAAAUUUUAUCAGAGCUUGCCUGGGAACAAAACAGCCCAAUUUUUCAGUAUUUAAAAGAAUAUAUUGGAGAAAUCCAUUCUCCUAUCCCUGAAGCCCUCGACGAAAGCGAAUCUUCUGACAUCACCCCAAAAUCCCCAAAUAACGGCAUUUUUUCCGUUUUUUUCAGACGUGUUUUAUCCCAUUCCGCUCACCGAGUGCUAGAAUUAACAGAAAUUUUAGGAAUUAAUGACGAAAUCAGAGAACAUAUUUGGGAUAUUUUAAAAAUCGCCUUAUCCGAGCAUACAGAAAUUCUGCUAAAUAGGCAUUUAGACACGUUAAUUCUGUGCUGUGUAUAUUCAGUUUGUAAGCUCCAUAGCCCAAUUGAAUUUAAAAGCCUAAUUGAACAAUACACAGGAAUAUAUGGCGAUAAUCAGAAAAUAUAUAAAGAUAUAUACCAAGCUGGAGAUAUUAUAAGAUUUUAUAAUAAAUGCUUCAUACCAAGCUUCAAAGUGUUUUUGACAGGAUUAAAUCCAAUUAAACCAAGAAUUGCAGCGCUGAACCCGACGAGUCCGCUGAGAGCAAAUUUGCCCUCGCCUUUGCAAUAUUAUUCACCUUUAGGGUCACCUGGGAUGGGGUGCUCGCCGAGAUCGAAUUAUUUGACGCCCAGGACAAGAAAACUGUAUGCUUUUAAUGAGUCAAGUGAUAUUAAGCCAGGAAUUAUCCCCAAGUCAGGAAGAUUGAUAUCUUUUGAUGAUGAAAACUCAACAAGAGCUGCCCAACUUGAAGAAAUUCCAGAAAAUAUAUAA
This is a messenger RNA of Blepharisma stoltei, 2827 nucleotides long. Lineage: Eukaryota; Ciliophora; Heterotrichea; Heterotrichida; Blepharismidae. The record is from the annotation of a GenBank genome assembly.